AUGGAGAAACAGAAUAAAUAUAAUGAAAAUAUAUUUGCUAAUCAAGAAGAUCUGGUCUUUCACAAUGUCGAUUUACAAUUCAACGAGCCUCAUGUGGAAAGAGUGAGAAGAGCCCAUCGUAAUGAUAUGGAAAAUAUUCUACCUUAUUUUACUAUGUCCUUAAUCUAUAUCUGCACUAAUCCUUCACCAACUCUAGCGUGUAAUCUAUUUCGUGUAGCCGCUGUAGGACGUAUUAUACAUACUUUGGUUUAUGCCUUCUAUCCGGUGCCUCAACCCUCUAGAGUUAUAUCUUGGGGUUUGAUGUUUGUUAUUACUUUGUAUAUGGCCGCGGAUGUUGGUUUACAAAUGAUAAAAUACAUUUAAAUUGUUUUUUAAAGUUUGCAAGUGUUUUUUUGCUUCACUUGUUUUUUUUUUUUUUUUUUUUUUGUUUUUUGAUUUUUAAGUU
Messenger RNA from Lucilia cuprina (Australian sheep blowfly), 445 nucleotides. Its product is annotated as microsomal glutathione S-transferase 1-like. The transcript has 3 exons. NCBI's taxonomy places the organism in Eukaryota, Metazoa, Arthropoda, Insecta, Diptera, Calliphoridae. Bases 1 to 363 code for a protein of 120 amino acids. Gene Ontology annotation, cellular component: membrane. The record is from RefSeq and is a predicted model, not a curated record.